Galeopterus variegatus (Sunda flying lemur) is the source of this 1744-nucleotide messenger RNA. It is a transcript of the gene CUL2, whose product is annotated as cullin 2. Gene Ontology annotation, biological process: SCF-dependent proteasomal ubiquitin-dependent protein catabolic process; protein ubiquitination. The record is from RefSeq and is a predicted model, not a curated record. Gene Ontology annotation, cellular component: Cul2-RING ubiquitin ligase complex; SCF ubiquitin ligase complex. The annotation marks the transcript as partial. Gene Ontology annotation, molecular function: ubiquitin protein ligase binding. Lineage: Eukaryota; Metazoa; Chordata; Mammalia; Dermoptera; Cynocephalidae. The transcript has 11 exons.
GUUCUAGGUAGAUUAAAAGAUGAAGAAAUUCGAUGUCGAAAAUACUUAAAUCCAAGUUCAUAUACUAAAGUGAUUCAUGAAUGUCAGCAACGAAUGGUAGCAGACCACUUGCAGUUCUUACAUGCGGAAUGUCAUAAUAUCAUUCGACAAGAGAAAAAAAAUGACAUGGCAAAUAUGUAUGUCUUACUACGUGCUGUGUCUACUGGUUUACCUCAUAUGAUUCAGGAGCUGCAAAAUCAUAUCCAUGAUGAGGGCCUUAGAGCAACCAGUAACCUUACUCAGGAAAAUAUGCCAACACUAUUUGUAGAGUCAGUUUUGGAAGUACAUGGUAAAUUUGUUCAACUUAUCAACACUGUUUUGAAUGGUGAUCAGCACUUUAUGAGUGCAUUGGAUAAGGCCCUUACAUCAGUUGUAAAUUACAGAGAACCCAAAUCUGUUUGCAAAGCACCUGAACUGCUUGCUAAGUACUGUGACAACCUACUAAAAAAAUCAGCAAAAGGGAUGACUGAGAAUGAAGUGGAAGACAAACUCACAAGCUUUAUUACUGUUUUCAAAUAUAUCGAUGAUAAGGAUGUUUUUCAAAAGUUCUACGCAAGAAUGCUGGCAAAACGUUUAAUUCACGGGUUGUCUAUGUCUAUGGAUUCUGAAGAAGCCAUGAUCAAUAAACUAAAGUUUGAAUUAUUUUACAGCCAGCAUUUCAGUGGAAGGAAACUUACAUGGUUACAUUAUCUCUGUACAGGUGAAGUUAAAAUGAACUAUUUGGGCAAACCGUAUGUAGCCAUGGUUACAACAUACCAAAUGGCAGUUCUUCUUGCCUUUAACAACAGUGAAACUGUCAGCUAUAAAGAGCUUCAAGACAGCACUCAGAUGAAUGAAAAGGAACUGACAAAAACAAUCAAAUCAUUACUUGAUGUGAAAAUGAUUAACCAUGAUACAGAAAAGGAAGAUAUUGAUGCAGAAUCUUCGUUUUCAUUAAAUAUGAACUUCAGCAGUAAAAGAACAAAAUUUAAAAUUACUACAUCAAUGCAGAAAGACACACCACAGGAAAUGGAGCAGACUAGAAGUGCUGUAGAUGAGGACCGGAAAAUGUAUCUCCAAGCUGCUAUAGUUCGUAUCAUGAAAGCACGAAAAGUGCUUCGGCACAAUGCCCUUAUUCAGGAGGUGAUUAGCCAGUCAAGAGCUCGGUUUAAUCCCAGUAUCAGCAUGAUUAAGAAAUGUAUUGAAGUUCUGAUAGACAAACAGUACAUUGAACGCAGUCAAGCGUCCGCAGAUGAGUACAGUUACGUCGCGUGAUGUCUCUCUCCAGUGUGAGUGUGAGAAGAUCAUUGCCAUCACCAUUCGGUGUGUUCCUGUGGGAAAAAGCAGGCCUGUGCCUCCAUAAUUUGGUCAUUUGGCAGCCCCUGUUUUUCUGCUGUUUACAACAUCACCAGUGCCACGUCAUGAGCGUCAAAGAAAAUGCCUAGAGAUAUUUCAAGCUCAUGUCAUUAUGACAUUUCUUAAAACUUUAUUAAAAGAAUGAGUGAAGUAUUGCUGAAAUGUGGAAAUUUGGUUGGGUACCAUGCUUUUUCUCCCCUUCACGUUUGCAGUUGAUGUGUUUGUUUUUUUUUUAAUGUAUCUUAAAGGACAUAAAAUAAAAACUUAAAUAUUGUAAUAUGACAGAUAACCUAAUAAUUGUAUCUACAUUAAAUGACAAACAUGAUAUUGCUGCUUGUCAAAUAAGAAAAAAAUAAAGAAAUAGAAUGCC